Cucurbitaria berberidis CBS 394.84 is the source of this 1755-nucleotide messenger RNA. RefSeq lists its product as uncharacterized. Lineage: Eukaryota; Fungi; Ascomycota; Dothideomycetes; Pleosporales; Cucurbitariaceae. The transcript is spliced from 3 exons. The record is from RefSeq and is a predicted model, not a curated record. The coding region runs from base 1 to 1755 and encodes 584 amino acids.
AUGAGUAACAACUCAGAGUGUCACAGACCCGAUUGCUCAUGGAUUUAUUUGCCGAAUCUCAACGAACCCCGGAACGUGCCGCCGUUGCUUCCUAACUCAGAUGUCUCAGGCAUUGGAGUUAUUCUAGGCUUCUCCAUCACAGCCUACCUGACACUAGCAUUGCUCAUACUGCAUUAUAUCACAAUACACAACGUUCACCGCACGGAUAGCAAAGGCGAAGAAUAUAUUAGUCCAGUCGAUCGUGGUAUUCUAUCCUUCGUUCGGAAAAGACUCAUCUCAUGGAGUCCCAGCAAGCGGUUCGAGUAUGCGAUGGAAAAAUCAGUUCUGAUCCUCAGUGACUUAAACCUGGUCACUGGUAUCGGCGUCCUUAUUGCUGGCUAUUCACAACUCAAAUGUGGAAUCUCUGCAUACCACUGGCAGAUCAUGGUAUCUGUGGCUUGGAUCGCCAGCUUCUCUUUCGCAUCUGCUAUGACCUUCCUCGAGGACUAUUUUCAGACAAACAAUAACAUGAGAAUCAUUCGACUAUUUUUCAUGUCUAUUCUCGCCUCUCUGUUGCUCGUUGCACUGCUCCCGACUGGAUCGAGAGCGUGGCUCAACCAGUACGUCGGGGACGGCGAUGGGUUCUAUCCUAGUUUGAGUGCUGUUUGCUACUAUAGGCAGCUCGGCACGUCCUCAUUUGUACGGCGAGGUCCGAAGAUUUGGUCAAUGCUGUUUUCCGUUGUUGUCAUUACUUCCUCUUACAUCUACUGCGGUAUACGGUUGUUCGACCCUAGAGCUGAGACCACGCGGAAGUACUUUCGCACCUGGCCCGGAUCAAAGUACAAGCAAAUGCUGUAUUUUGUUGAACGCAGGGCUCUACGCGACGAUUUCCAGGCAACGUUUUGGCAUGUGCUCUACCUGUCGUUGUACGCAAGUUUUACAAGCAUUCGCGCCUUUUGCGAUAUCUUAGAGUCAAUGCUGCUGGAGAUCGUCUGGCUGACCUUUGCAAUGGCAUGGGGCACGAUCAAAGUUUGGGAUACCCGAGCGAUGGCAUCAUUCAACUUUGAUGGUAAGACCAUUACUAUUAACAGUAAAGUCGUCGAAGAAAACUCCUGGUCCUUUGGUCAGACUUUACCGCUCUUUCUUGUUGUUCUUCCGCUGCUUUCGAUGGCACAAGCGUAUCUCGACAACGAUGCGAAAGCUUUAGAGGCACAAGAGCGAGCCGACAGACUUGAAGAGAUAACUCAGCGCUCCGCUGCCCCUGCUUCUCCACCACGCUCUAUUUCCCCACCGCCUCCAGCAUCACCGAAAGAAAGGCGCGUGGAACUACCACGCUACCCUUAUUUACAAUUCACCUCUCAUAUGUGGUAUCAUGACCACAUAUUUCUCCUCCUCUGCCAGAUCCUUAUGGUUGCUAUAUUUGCCCUCAGGGUCCUUACGAGCUCGACAAAUGUCUUCGGCAUGUCCACUAUUCUCCGCAAUAGGUUAUUUCUCAUUUGGAUUCUAGGCAUGGUACCAUUCGCCUCUAUGGUACAUCUAGGGCUUUGGUACAUGGCAGCGCUCAUAGUGUGUCGCUGGACAGGGGCAAAGGAUUGGUUGAGGGGAAAGGAAGAGGAAGAGGAAGAGGAAAGGCACGCGAGGACGGAGGGACCAUGGUGGAAGAGUAUCACCAGAGCAAAACUGGUAACCUGGACACUUAGGUUAGGUUUGGUGAGCGUAUGCUUGAUGUUCACUUUAUUGUUGAGUUUGGAAUUCGCUGGGCCGAACUCACUGUAA